Schizophyllum commune H4-8 is the source of this 1501-nucleotide messenger RNA. Its product is annotated as TPR-like protein. Gene Ontology annotation, molecular function: molecular adaptor activity; protein binding. Gene Ontology annotation, biological process: post-translational protein targeting to endoplasmic reticulum membrane. The transcript is spliced from 4 exons. NCBI's taxonomy places the organism in Eukaryota, Fungi, Basidiomycota, Agaricomycetes, Agaricales, Schizophyllaceae. The coding region runs from base 347 to 1225 and encodes 292 amino acids. The record is from RefSeq and is a predicted model, not a curated record. Gene Ontology annotation, cellular component: TRC complex; membrane.
ACGCACUAGCUUUUAUCGCAAUCAGGUCCGACUCCUCUAGCUUGUCGCCCGUGACGGGGUCGGUGCCAUUUUCGUUGAUGUACUUCACAAUGAGCCGGCGCUCGUACACCUUCCCCGACUUCGCAGAGACAACGGGCUCCUGGGGCGGCUCGCCCGAGAUGGCGCAGAAGAACAUGACGGCGGCGGCGACAGUUGGUGCUCGCCUCGGGGGUCAACGACGCGGACGUUGAGGACAACUUGUUCGAGGAAAAACGGCGCCCGAAAAGGCAAUUCUUGUGCCGCUUGGACGCGCCGCGCCGCCCACAAGCGCCAACCGCGCAUCUUCGGCUUGUUAUACGCGCCCGCGAUGUCGAACUCUCAGCGUUUGGUGCUCGCGAUCAUCGACUUUCUCAACCAGUCUAUCGACGAUGGGACGGUGAAGGCGGACGACAAGGAGUCCCUCGAGGUCGCCAUCCAGUGCAUCGGCGAGGCCUUUGGCGUCGACCCGACGAAUGAGUCGCAGCAGAAGGAACUCAGCAUUAAGCCUGCGACGCUGCAGACCAUCUUCGAUGUGUUCAUGAAGACGCGCUCCCGCGUGAACGCCGCGUCCGAGCCCGAGGUCAAGAAGGCCGCCACGGCGGAGGAGAAGGCGCAGGCGGACAAGCUGAAGGCGGAAGGAAACUCCCUCAUGAGCGCGAAGAAGUACGACGAUGCAAUCGAGGCGUACACGAAAGCGAUUGCGCUCGACCCGAGCAACCCUGUCUACUACUCGAACCGUGCGGCGGCGUACUCGAGCAAACAGGACCAUCUUUCGGCUGUGGGCGACGCCGAGAUGGCCAUCUCGGUUGACCCCAAGUUUAUCAAGCUCGAUCCAUCGAACGCAAGCCUCAAGUCCGGCCUCCAGAACGCCAAGGCCCGCAUCGCCGAGGAGCCCGCCGCGUCCACCUCCGCUGUCCCCGAAGCAGGCGGCAGCGGCGGCAUGCCCGACCUCAGCUCCAUGGCGAACAUGAUGCGCGGAAUGGGCGGCGGCGGUGGCGGCGCUGGUGCGGGACCUGACGCGGGCGGCGCCCCCGGUAUGCCCGACAUCGCGGCGAUGAUGCAGAACCCGCAGAUGCGCAAGAUGGCGGAGGACAUGAUGAAGAACGGGACGCUGCAGCAGCUGAUGAGCAACCCGGCGAUCAUGAACAUGGUGCGUCUCGGUCUCUGCCUGCUUGAUGUCCGGCUACUGACUUUUGAAUGCAGAUGAGCGGUCUCACCGGCGGUGCAGGCGGCGCUGGGGGCAGCGGUGGUGGCAUGCCCGACAUGGCUGAGCUCAUGAACAACCCGAUGCUCAGGAAUCUUGCCAGCCAGUUCGGUGGUGGUGGUGCGGGCAGGUAGAGACGGAUGAUCUCUUGCCACGAAUAGCUCCUUGUAUCUUUACUGUACUUUGCCCGAUUUACACUUACCUUGAUCAUACUGUGAUCAACUUCUAGCUUGGACUUCUGCAGGACGCAAACAAAGGUAUCAAGCGUGUAUAAUUAUG